Messenger RNA from Mycena citricolor, 567 nucleotides. Lineage: Eukaryota; Fungi; Basidiomycota; Agaricomycetes; Agaricales; Mycenaceae. The record is from the annotation of a GenBank genome assembly.
AUGAUGAACAAUCGAAUCCUCCUGGCACUCAAAGCCACGCCGAGAGAGCUGCUCUUCGGGCGGCCCUUCACCCUGGAGCAAGCAUUACCUGACCAGCUGAGUGACACGACAGCUUCGGACGCAGACAUUCACUUUGCCGUAGCUGAUAGUAUUCGAUGGACGGCACACCUCCGAUCGCUAGAACGCGCGGCUCAGCAGAAGUCCAGUUUCGAGGCAAACGGAAAGAUCGUGCGCUUCGAGAUUGGGGACCUGGUUCAGUGGUACGACUCGGAGGCAGACAACAACCGGCUAUCAGUGAACAAGUUAAAACCACGCUGGUCGGCUCCGGUGCAGAUCUAUGCACGACAGCUCAACUCCUUCUCACUAUGUGACCUGGAGGGCCGACCACUAAAGAACCUCCAAUUUGUGCACUCUAGACGACUACGGCACUACAUCCCAUUACGCGACUCGACGCUGGAUCAGAAGCAUCCAAGAAGACCAGAAACCGGAGACCCAUCGACACAGGACCUGGAGAUUGCAACAGCGGAGGAACGGAUGGCAGAGGAGGCGUGGAGGUCAACCCUCUAA